GAGUUCAUCGAUUGGCCGUCAACUGCAAUUACAUAACACUUCUAUAUCGGUUUGUAUACACUAUACCAACGUCACUGAAUCUGGUCUAUACCGUCUACAACGGAUAUCCGCCUCUGAAUUUGUAUAAUCCAUUUGUGGACUGGCAUAAGGAUACGCGCAGCCUUUGGAUCGCAGCACUUUACGAAUAUUUCAUACAGUUCAUUGCGAUCCAUGCCUUUAUAGUAAUGGAUAGUACGCCUCUGAUAUUCGGGUUGACUGUGCGAUCCUAUACACAAUGGCUGACAGAGCGGGUCGAAAGAUUGCGCAAUAAUCCCAAAAGAACUGAGGAUGAGAACUACCAGGAACUUGUUCAAUGCAUCAAGGAUCAUCAACUUAUUUUGGAUUACAGCGAGAAUAUGCGUCCUCUGAUCUCCCGUGCGUUGUUUGUUCAGUAUGCCACAGCAUCCUUGGUGAUGGCUGCAACGCUCGUUCAUUUGGUGGCUUUUGCGGAUAUGGUCUCGGGCAUUACAACGACGAUUUAUAUGAUAUCUAGUAUGUUUCAAACUUUCCCAUUUUCGUACAUCUGUGAGCAGAUAGUUGAAGACUGUGAACUACUAUCCAUGGCUAUAUUUCAUUCGAAUUGGAUCGGUGCGCCUACCGCCUACACUUCGGCCCUUAAAAUUGGCUUUGCCAGUGCCAUUGCUUGGCAUGCCAGCGACCUUAUAAGGCCUGGACUGGAGCAACCCUAG
Molecule: messenger RNA, 728 nt
Organism: Drosophila arizonae
Lineage: Eukaryota; Metazoa; Arthropoda; Insecta; Diptera; Drosophilidae
Product: odorant receptor 42b-like
Biological process (GO): sensory perception of smell; detection of chemical stimulus involved in sensory perception of smell
Cellular component (GO): plasma membrane
Molecular function (GO): odorant binding; olfactory receptor activity
Source: RefSeq, a predicted model, not a curated record